Messenger RNA from Oldenlandia corymbosa var. corymbosa, 1563 nucleotides. Lineage: Eukaryota; Viridiplantae; Streptophyta; Magnoliopsida; Gentianales; Rubiaceae. The record is from the annotation of a GenBank genome assembly.
AUGGAGGCCUUCUGUUCGAAUUUCGAUCUGAACCCAUCCAGAACUUCUUUAAUUUCAAGAUCAUUUCAGAAACCCUCUUCGAAAUUGGUCUUUCCAGCUCGAUUUUCCUGCUCAAGUUGUGGGAAAAAUUCUAACUUUGGACUUAAUAAUGUCCCUCGAGUUCCGUAUGCUCGAAAGUCCAUGAAAAUUAGUUCCAAGAAUGGUGGAAACACAGAAUCGCUGAAAGACAGUUUAUUUAGAUGGGUUGGUAGUGGAGUUCUGGGUCUGGCUGCUGCAGUCUCUUUAUCCUGUGAAUCUCCAGCAUUCGCUGAGUCAUUGACCGUUGCUUUCCCUGUUUCUCACUCUCGUGAGAUAAAUACAGUUCAGAGAACCCUUGUGGAGGCUUGGGGUCUAAUUAGGGAAACUUUUGUUGAUCCCACUUUCAAUCAUCAAGACUGGGAUAUGAAAUUGCAGCAAACAAUGGUGGAAAUGUUUCCCCUACGAUCUGAGGAUGCAGCCUAUAAUAAGAUCAAGGGAAUGCUUUCUACUCUUGGAGAUCCAUUUACACGUAUUAUUAGUCCCAAGGAAUAUCAAAGCUUUAGAAUAGGAACUGAUGGAAAUUUGCAAGGGGUUGGUCUCUUCAUUAAUGUUGAACCAAAAACGGGCCACCUGGUUGUUUCAUCAUGUAUUGAAAAUGGUCCUGCUGCUCGUGCUGGUAUACAUGAAGGAGAUGAGUUGGUGGAAAUUAAUGGGGAAGGUCUUGAUGGUGUAGGAAGUGAAGCAGCAGCUCAAAAGCUCAGAGGACGUGCUGGCACAAUUGUGACUAUAAAAAUUCACCCUGCUACUGAUGCGGGAAAUUCCAACAUCAGGGAGGUAAAUCUACCCCGUGAAGUAAUCCAAUUGUCACCAGUGUCCAGUGCCGUGAUCCCUCAUCGAACACCUGAUGGACGCAUGUCGAAAUUGGGAUAUGUGAAGUUGUCAGCUUUCUCCCAGACAGCAGCAAUGGAUCUAGAAAACACUAUCUUUGAUAUGGAAAAUCAGGGUGUGCAGUCAUAUAUAUUAGAUCUUCGAAAUAAUCCCGGAGGCUUGGUUAAAGCAGGACUUGAUGUUGCUCAAAUAUGGCUAGAUGGUGAUGAGACCCUUGUAAACACUGUUGACAGGGAGGGUCAUUUGUUGCCAAUCAACAUGGUUAAUGGGCACGCUAUCACACAUGAUCCACUUGUGGUCCUAGUGAAUGAGGGGAGUGCUAGUGCUAGUGAAAUUUUAGCAGGAGCUCUUCAUGAUAAUGGCCGGGCAAUUCUGGUUGGACAUAAAACUUUUGGAAAAGGAAAAAUACAGAGUGUGACAGAACUGCAUGAUGGAUCGGCUUUGUUUGUAACGGUGGCAAAGUAUUUGUCCCCUGCACUUCACGACAUUGAUCAGGUUGGAAUUACACCAGAUGUUCAAUGCUCCACUGAGAUGCUUAAUGCACUGAUAGAUUCCUCCAAGGACAAGAACAUGAACUCUCCCCUGGAAGCUGAUUCUUGCAUAAUGAUAGCAGAACACGAGUUGGACAUUCAAGAAUCCAAAUCUUCGGCUUCUUGA